AUGAAUAAAAAAGACAAAACAUCUGAACUGGCUGAAGGAUCACUACUUGGAUUAUACCUAGGCACCGAAAUGAGUGAAGAACUUCAGCUUAAAAAAACAUCUGUAUCUGACGAUGAUGACUUCAACUAUCAGCUGACGCAAAUACGGCCUGGUAAUUUCCCCGUCUAUUCUACAAAAGUGUUCAUCGGUGGUCUCCUUACGAUGUUGAUCCAGGCAAAGGAUGUAAUCGGUAACUUUUUCAAGCGGUAUGGCCCUAACUUCGUUGAUUGGCCACAUCGUAAUUGCUGUAACGUCGCGGCUCCACGAAACGGAUAUGUGUUUGUCAUAUUCAAAAAUGAGCAUGCAGUUCGUCGACUUAUUUAUGCGAGUGAUAUAAAGCAAGGAAAAUUGUUUAUCGAUAUGAAGGACGGUGACGUACUGGUCAAAACGGUGAGACUCUGGUAUUUGAGUGGUUCGAGUUGUACUCUGCUUGUUUGUGUACCACUUGCUUAUCGAUACUCUGUCUUCGUUGCUGAUAUACCGCGUACUGUGACUACGACGGAAUUGGCACGUCUGUUCGAUAACAUCAUAAACAGUGUGCUCUUGCUUUAUUUUACAUUAACCACAACUGAUGGUCGAAAAGUCAUAUUGGAACUGAGACCAUACAUGCUCGAUCGAAUGUUGUGUGAGAUUUGUUACGAAGCUGCCGGUGUUUACUUGUGCCCUUAUCUUCCUUGUUUCCUCUACUAUUGUGUUUCAUGCUGGAAUUUCAUCUAUCAAUACAGCGGUAUGACGGGUCACAAAUCGGUAUCAAAAAGAAACCUCAGAUUUUUCAAACAGAAUUACAUUUUUCAUCUCCAUAACAACUCCAUGCGGCGCAGAUAUCACCACCGUUUCUAUCUUCUUUGGAUAUUUUACACAAUAAAAAGGGAUUGUUCCCAGUCUCGAAUGUAG
Molecule: messenger RNA, 933 nt
Organism: Brugia pahangi
Lineage: Eukaryota; Metazoa; Nematoda; Chromadorea; Rhabditida; Onchocercidae
Source: the annotation of a GenBank genome assembly